Messenger RNA from Menidia menidia (Atlantic silverside), 789 nucleotides. The record is from the annotation of a GenBank genome assembly. Lineage: Eukaryota; Metazoa; Chordata; Actinopteri; Atheriniformes; Atherinopsidae.
AUGACAAUCAGAAACACUUGUGUCGUGUUGCACUCGGCCCUAAACAAGCGCUGUACUCAUGCACUGAGGGCCAGCGGUUUUACCCGACGGGCUGGAUGGCCUGCUCACUGUUGUCUCACUGUCCGUCCUGCUCCGGUGAGGGCAGGGGAGCAGCGGGGGGGCAGCAGGUGCCCGGCUCCACAGAUCUGCUGUCAGGAGGGAGCUAGGCUCAGGCUGAGCUGGACUACUCCUCAUAAUGGAUGUCAGAUCCCUGGACGCUGGGAUGAGUUUAUGGGCUGCCGCACAUCUGCCGGCCCUCCUGUUGCAUACCUGAUGGCUCUCUGCAGAAAGCAACACGUUGUGGCCAAAGAUGCUCUCGAGAAAACAGCACAGAAAUAUCUGGUUUCCAGUUCACAAUCUUCCUCCUCUGAUGUUAAACCAGUCCCGGCCAGCGGGGAUACGAGUGUGCUUUCCGUGUCCAUGGAAGACGCUCGACCUGCAAAGUGUCCACGCUGUGACAGCAAAGUUCAGCAGGACACACACACUUCCUGUGAAGGGGCAGUGGGCCGGCUGCCACCAGCAGCAGUGGACAGGGUCAUGAGGGGGCCAUAUGCUGGGUCUGUUUUCUCUCAGCCCAUACGCGUGUGGCAGAAAUGCCUCCCGUUUGAUAAGCCGCCUUUGGAUAACAGCAGGCCAUGUGGGAAGCUUAGGACGGAGAAUGUUUCCCCACAUGCUGCCAGAGAGGGAGGUGCCCACCAAUGCAGCAGCGGCUGGGUGGAAAAAAAGCACCUAGGAGGCAUCUUUGAGCCU